AAAGGUUUCUGAAAUGCUGACAGCCACGUUUGUCUUUGGACUUGUGUUUCUGUGUAGAUAUCAGUACUACAGUGUGCUAGCCUUUAUCUCUUUUCAGGUUUACUGCCAGGUCUUAGCAGUAAUCCAAUCUUUCCUAAUCCAUCCCUGCCCUCCUCCCUGACAGGCUCUGACUCUCAGACACGUAGGCUUCUUUUCUUCCAUUAGGACCAACAACCAUUCAUGUUGUUGGACUACUGUUGUCGCUGCUGUGGAUUCACACUCAUAAAACGCCAUGGGGCCUUCUCACUCAAGACCACACCCUCUGAAACCUGGGUGGUUCUGCAGAACCUGCUGAUGUGCAUGGUGUGCUUCUACUCCCUGUACUACAUUGCAGUCAGUCUCUGCAUCGGACUGUUCAGGGUUCAUGAGAUCAACAGCUUGAUGGCUCCCUUUGACUACACAACCCAGCCAUCAUGGCAGAGCCCCAAAUACAUGGAAGUUGUUUCCACAGAAGUGACAUAUGUUUUGGGAGGCCUGGUGUUUGCCUGGAUCGUGGAGGAGUGGGUCUGGGAUUACGCCAUAACUGUCACAUUGCUGCAUGUUGCCUUGACAGUAGUAGUGAUGUCAGAUUUCCCCUCAGCCGAGCAUUGGUGGAUUGCUUUGGGUUCAGGCUUGGUGAUGAUGAUAUUUGGAGGACAGCUUCUGGCCUACAAACUCUUCAGGAACAACUUUGUCUAUCCAGCCGAACUUCAAAACUUCUGAUGUAAACUAGCUUUAACCUGGUUAUUGUCAGGUGAAGUCACAUUGCUUUCUGACUCUCCAACAAAACAUUGUUUUUCCUUGUUUUCAGGAACUCAAGCAAUAAUAAUGUUGAAGCAACCACAUUUUUCUCUUUGUAUAUUUUUAAGAUUGUAACUAUAGAGAAGUAUCAUAUCCAAAUUAAACACUGUAUCGUUAACAAAGUCAUUUAAAAUGCUCCACAAACUAGAGUUGAAUAAAAUCAAAAAAAUAUUUUGAGUGUUAUUACAGACCCAGCUUGAUCGAAUUAGUCUUCUCAUAAUAUCUCUGUAUUGAACUUUCUCAAAUGGGAAAUGAAAUCGACUGAAUCGGAUGUUUUCUACUCUUGUUGGAACUAGAAACAAAUAGACUCAUUAAAGAAUCGUCUUAAUUAAAUGA
This is a messenger RNA of Oryzias latipes (Japanese medaka), 1155 nucleotides long. It is a transcript of the gene tmem244, whose product is annotated as transmembrane protein 244. NCBI's taxonomy places the organism in Eukaryota, Metazoa, Chordata, Actinopteri, Beloniformes, Adrianichthyidae. The record is from RefSeq and is a predicted model, not a curated record.